CUUUUUUCCCAUAAGUCCCCCAUCUCUCUCCACAUACACUCUUCCUCCAGUUACUUCUUUUCUUUUCUUCUCUAUCCUACACUUCUCUUUCUCCAAAAUCAGUCAAAAUGAUCAUUUACAAGGACAUCAUCACCGGUGACGAGAUCAUCUCCGACUCGUACAACUUGAAGUUGGUUGACAACAUCGCCUACGAGGCCGACUGCACGAGGAUCACUGUUGGAGGCGACAACAUCGAUAUCGGAGCCAACCCCUCCGCCGAGGACGCCGACGAGGGCACUGAUGAUGCCGCCCAGACCGUCAUCGACGUUGUCCACUCUUUCCGUUUGAACGAGACUUCUUUCGACAAGAAGUCGUACCUUUCCCACCUUAAGACCUACAUGAAGAAGGUCAAGGAGGGUCUCGCCGAGAAGGGCGCCAGCGAGGACGAGAUCAAGGAGUUCGAGAAGGGUGCUCAGGGCUUCGCCAAGAAGAUCGUCACAAACUUCAAGGACUACGAGUUCCUGAUCGGCGAGUCCAUGGACCCCGAUGGCAUGGUCAUCCUCCUCAACUACCGCGAGGACGGCGUUACCCCCUUCGUUACCGUCUGGAAGCACGGUCUCUCUGAGAUGAAGGUCUAAACCAGCCGAGGAAAGUGUGGGAUUUGUCAGAAGGGGAUUGAAUUUACGAC
Messenger RNA from Aaosphaeria arxii CBS 175.79, 667 nucleotides. RefSeq names its product microtubule/calcium-binding protein. Gene Ontology annotation, molecular function: calcium ion binding. Gene Ontology annotation, cellular component: cytoplasm. The record is from RefSeq and is a predicted model, not a curated record. The transcript has 5 exons. Bases 108 to 617 code for a protein of 169 amino acids. NCBI's taxonomy places the organism in Eukaryota, Fungi, Ascomycota, Dothideomycetes, Pleosporales.